UACGUAUUCCAUCGGCGGCGCCGGUUAUCAAACGAUCUGAAGACUUGUUCCACUGCACCAUUAUGUCGAAACUGAUACUCAUUUGUUUCACCGCCAUUAUGUCACUGACAUCAGCCGGCCGCCUGGAUCAUCUCGCGCCAGGAUACAGCGGCGCCAGCGCAGGCGCUUUCAGCGGACCUCCUUCUAAUUAUGAAAACGUUAAUAAUGGAGAUGGCACAUACCGUUUCAGUUACGACACUCCAACUGGUAUCUCAGCACGCGAGAGUGGAGCCCCUAGAGCCCAGGGUCCCGAAGGCCCAGCGGUGACAGCUGAGGGCGGAUUCUCGUACCGCGCCCCCGACGGCCAGCAGAUCUCACUCUCCUACACGGCGGACGAGAACGGCUUCCACCCCACAGGCUCCCACAUCCCCACUCCACCCCCCAUCCCUGAGGCCAUCCUCAGAUCUUUAGAGUACAACAGGCAGCAUCCAUCUUCGUAA
This is a messenger RNA of Amyelois transitella, 479 nucleotides long. RefSeq names its product pupal cuticle protein 20-like (gene CPR7). Gene Ontology annotation, molecular function: structural constituent of chitin-based larval cuticle. Lineage: Eukaryota; Metazoa; Arthropoda; Insecta; Lepidoptera; Pyralidae. The record is from RefSeq and is a predicted model, not a curated record. The transcript has 3 exons. Bases 63 to 479 code for a protein of 138 amino acids. Gene Ontology annotation, cellular component: chitin-based extracellular matrix.